Rhinichthys klamathensis goyatoka is the source of this 1032-nucleotide messenger RNA. It is a transcript of the gene syngr3b, whose product is annotated as synaptogyrin 3b. The transcript is spliced from 4 exons. NCBI's taxonomy places the organism in Eukaryota, Metazoa, Chordata, Actinopteri, Cypriniformes, Leuciscidae. Gene Ontology annotation, cellular component: synaptic vesicle membrane; neuromuscular junction. The record is from RefSeq and is a predicted model, not a curated record. Bases 66 to 767 code for a protein of 233 amino acids.
GAACGCGCCCGCUCUCCUCUUCCGCAGAGUAUCGCACAGCAGCAGCAGUAGCAGUCAGCGGGAGGAUGGAUGGACCGGGCUCGUUUGGAGCGGGCCGAGCCGGUUCGGCCUUUGAUCCGAUCGCAUUCGUCAAACAACCUCAGACAAUCCUAAGAGUGCUGGCAUGGAUCUUCUCCAUGGUGGUCUUUGCUUCUAUAAUAAAUGAGGGCUAUGUGAAUAUGGGCAGCGAGCGACUACACUGUGUCUUUAAUAAGAACGCAGACGCCUGUAACUAUGGUAUCACGAUAGGAAUUGUGGCUUUCUUAGCCAGUGUCUUCUUCCUGGCCCUGGACGUCUACUUCCCCCAGAUCAGCAGUGUCAAAGACAGAAAGAGGGCAGUGUUGUUGGAGAUUGUUUUUUCAGGAUUUUGGACGUUCCUUUGGUUUGUAGGAUUCUGUUUUUUGGCCAAUCAGUGGAGCCGUACGUCCCCUAAGGAGCUGCCGCUGGAGCAGGCGUCAGACGCAGCACGAGCAGCUAUUGCCUUCUCUUUCUUCUCCAUCCUUACCUGGGCGGGGCUUACGGUGUGCGCUGUUCAGAGGUUCCUGCUGGGUACAGACAUGACACUGUUCUCCACCGAGCCUGUGGGCGACCAGGCACCCAAGCAGCCGUACCCCUCCAACGAUGUAAUCGGUCAGACUACCGUCCCCGUCAACGCUUACCAGAGUCCGCCGCUCAUCGAGACCGUGGAGACCCGCCCCCCUGGAUACAACAUCCCGCCAGCCUUUUAAUCCACAACCAAUCAGAAGACAAGGAAUAUAGCAGCGCUAAAGGACAGAGUAUAGACUGCCGUCAAUGUUAGCUAAAUGUAUUGUCUCGUAUCGCGUUUUAGUAACAAGGUGGCGAAGGGAUGAUGCUCGCCUCUGUAAUCCGCACUAUAAUACAGAAUUAAAUGAUAAUGUAGUCUCACGUUAACUUGAGCAGAAGUGGAUGUUUUGGGACAUUGAUUGUCUUUGCCUACCCACACGUUUUACAUUUACAGUCAGCAACAAAUUA